Messenger RNA from Drosophila eugracilis, 2339 nucleotides. RefSeq lists its product as uncharacterized. The record is from RefSeq and is a predicted model, not a curated record. Bases 763 to 2316 code for a protein of 517 amino acids. NCBI's taxonomy places the organism in Eukaryota, Metazoa, Arthropoda, Insecta, Diptera, Drosophilidae. The transcript is spliced from 5 exons.
UGAUGACGACAGCAGGGGCAGCAUGGGCAGCAAGGGGAACCUACCCUCGGACGGUCUCGCUCUCUGUUUUACCCGCAACGCCAGGUGUCUUGGUGUGCGUUCGUUCCUUCGAGCUCUUUUUUUGCUUUAAAGUUUUGUGUGGUAGCAAAUAAAAUUUUAGUUAGUCACUUGCCGUCGUCAAGGAUACGCCGUUCAGUUAUUUGUUGUGCAACGUUGUUCCUGGCAACCACGACCGACGAGUCCUCGACCAGGAAGGACCUGUGCCGUGUGAAGAACAUUUGAAUGCGAGCGGUACGAAAGGAGCGAAAAGGACUUUUCAGUGCCAGGCUCGAAACGAGUGCUAGCGACAGGGAUAGCAAUAUUAGCACCUGUCUAGAUCUAGAAAUAUUUUUAUAUACUCGUUUAUUAUCCGGCCGGUAGGCAGGCAGGAGUGCAGUCAGCGUCUCUGCUAGCGUCAACGUCGCUGCCUAGCUCAACUUACAUAGCAGCAAAUUCAAAUUUGAACUUCAGUCAAGUGUCAAAGCUCAAAGGAUUAGCAUGUCCUUGCAGCUGCAGCAUGUGUGAACCAGUGAAACUCACUGCCAAAUAUAAUUCUGAGAAACAAAUUCCUCACUAAGUUGCCCAAAAACUAAAAGGAAAACUCACUAAGAAAACCCAAAAGGAUCAAACUGAAAAGUGUUUUUUUAUUAUCAACGCAUUUUGGAGAAACUAACUAAAGUGCCAAUUAGUGAGAGAGUUUUUCGAAACGUGCAAGAAAGGAAUAUGGCGCCGCAACAACAGAACUCCACAUUCAUCGAUGAUAAUCUGGACAGCUGUCCAUCGCUUUUGAAUCUACCCGAAAGCCCCAUUCUACCGCCGCGACGAUGUCAAAAUCAAGACACCAACAAUAAUAAUAAUAAGCAGGCUGCAUUCGAGGAGCGUUUGGUGGUGGAUGAAUCGGUGGGGGAACCACCAUUAGCACCGCCUUCCAAAGCGCCAGCACCAUCAACACGGCAAGCAUGCAAAAAUAAACACGGCAGGGAAAACGGAAAUGUUGGUCAGGCCAGUCGUCGCCACCGUUCCAUUUCCCUCUACGGCGUUAAUAGCACUGUGGAACAAGGCCACAAGGAAAUUCCCAUCUGGAUGGACGAUGGCGAGGCGCGUUACGUAUCGGGAGUGACGAACAAAACGACUUGUGAUGACAUAAUCAAGGCCCUGAUUGAUGACGAACUGAGCAAUGGCAAUGGGCUUUACUGCGGCAAUAAUCCGAAAGAUGGCGGCCAGAGGAAUACGGCGGCAGCAUCGCGUGUCUACGGCGAUUACAUUAUAACGGAAAGUUGGGGCGGCAUAGAGCGGAGCUACGAUGGCAACAUGGCCAUUUUGCCCGUUUGGCGCGCUUGGAGCCGUGUACACAAUGAGCUCCGUAUAUCAUUAAAACAUCGUGAUAACUUCAAAGAUCCCCUGGCCAUGCAAUUAGUACCCCUUUCACAACCACACACGAGUUUUUCCAUGAUCAAGUGGCUAAAAAAACUACUCCACCUUAAGAAAGGAAAGAAGGCAUUACCGAAACCGGCAAAAACGCCACCCAAAGUGCCUAACAAAUUGAAGGAGAAGAGCUUGCUUAACCAAAAGCAAUUGAUGCAUGAUGAUUUGGUUAUGGUUUUAAUGCCAGAUCAAUUAUAUAGGGGUACCGAUAAUGCUGUCAAAGCCAAGCUUUAUAAACUUGCCGAGAAUCGGGUCUCAAAACAGCGACAUCGCAGGCGCAGUCGUCAUGAGAUAACCAAAACUUCAUUAGAAACAUUCAGAACAGCUAUUCCCAGCGAGGCCAACAAUAAUAAUUAUAAUAUUAAUAAUAAUUGUAUAAGAAGGCGAAAGGAUAAGCCAUUGCGCAAUAGUGUUCGAAAUAAAUUGGCAUCCCUUCAUGCCGACAUGAAUGUUCGCUAUGAGAAGGAAUAUGCACUGACACGUCAGCUUUCUGAAAAGUGUCGUCUGUACCGAUUGCAAAACGAACGUUACAAGGGACCGGAAAUGGAGCUAUCGGUCGGGGAAUUGCAACAAAAUAUCGAAGCCUAUGCUGAAGACAUUAUCAAAACGGAACACGAACUUCUUGAAUUAAAGAAUGAGAUAAAACAUGAUAUAUCUCUGAUCAAUAAUUUAAAACGUCUCACUUUGGAAGAAACAACGGCAGAUACUGUCUGUAAAGGAGGCGUGGUAAAAAUGCCACAGCCCUCACAUGAAAUUAAGAAUACCCCUCCAGUUGCUAAAAAUACGCAGGAAAUGCAGUUUGUUGAUAAUAUUUACGAAUUUUGCGAUAAUAAUGCCAGUAUGUUGGUAUAAUUGUAAACAUUUGUAAUUUGUUA